This is a messenger RNA of Sipha flava (yellow sugarcane aphid), 888 nucleotides long. Its product is annotated as enkurin-like. The transcript has 5 exons. Gene Ontology annotation, molecular function: calmodulin binding. Lineage: Eukaryota; Metazoa; Arthropoda; Insecta; Hemiptera; Aphididae. The record is from RefSeq and is a predicted model, not a curated record. Gene Ontology annotation, cellular component: acrosomal vesicle. The coding region runs from base 1 to 888 and encodes 295 amino acids.
AUGUCGAAACCCAAGAACAUGGAAAACAUCAAAUUCUCGAUUCCAAGACCAAUCACACCCGUGAUCAAACCUCCUAUGUAUCGCUCAAUUUUUUCUAAUUCAGUGAAGACGAUGUAUAAGACAAACAGAGACUGUCACCGGACUAUGGGCUACGCCGAGGUUCCGCUCAAAUCACCAACACAAUUUUUGAAGAAGAACACCAGAAAAGUGACGAGGCCAUUUGUCGAAAAAACUAAUUAUGUGUGCCCUAUGAAAUCGGCACCCCAACUUCACGGUACCGGUGCAACUAAAAAGCCGUGGAAGAGUUUACGGGAUGAAGUCCCAAAAAACUUUAUUCAGAUGAAUAUUAUCGACGUGGUGAGAAAGGUGCCGCCGUUGCCGAAGCACCGGGUUCAAGAUACGAGAAACGGUCACGUAAUCGUUUUGAACGAAGCCGGUUUGGAACCCAAAUAUGUACUAAAUAAAUCUAACCAUAGCGCUUUGGACAAUAUAAACUUUUUAAUGCAGCCUUUAACGUUUGACAUAGAAUUAACAGAACAUGCUGCAAAUAUCGUCAAAGAUGAUAAUUACGGCAAAAUGCCCAAAUACAUCAUUAAAAUGCAUGAUGAUAUGAAAACGGCGAAACGGUUAGAAAUCGAGAAAAUCAACGCAAGCAAGCCAUUGUCGCCGUUGCGUCUCGUGACACCUCAAGAACGAUCAGAAUUGAUAAACGCACAAGAAAUAAAAAUGAAUAAAUUGAACACGGAAUUUCUGUUGUUACCGGUAGUUACUGACACGAUAGCCAAGGUCAGAAGAAAGACCCAUUUAGAGAGAACCCUUAAAGACAUGGAAGAUAGAAUCGACCUUUUAAAUCGGAAAAAGGUCAUUUACGUAAGGCAAGAUGCAUAG